This is a messenger RNA of Astyanax mexicanus (Mexican tetra), 4991 nucleotides long. It is a transcript of the gene rngtt, whose product is annotated as RNA guanylyltransferase and 5'-phosphatase. Gene Ontology annotation, molecular function: mRNA guanylyltransferase activity; mRNA 5'-triphosphate monophosphatase activity; ATP binding. The record is from RefSeq and is a predicted model, not a curated record. The coding region runs from base 288 to 2087 and encodes 599 amino acids. NCBI's taxonomy places the organism in Eukaryota, Metazoa, Chordata, Actinopteri, Characiformes, Acestrorhamphidae. The transcript is spliced from 16 exons. Gene Ontology annotation, biological process: protein dephosphorylation; 7-methylguanosine mRNA capping.
UACUUUGUAGUUUGUGUGACAGCUCUGUGAGCGGGCGCUGCGUGGAUAUUUGGUCAUUUUUGGCUUCAGUCCGAAACCGAGGGGGACGUUUCUGUGAGCGGGGCCUGCGGGCUGAAGGGCUGAGACCGGGCGAGCGAGUCUGAUUCAGAGGCCGAGGCAGCGAGCAGCGGGUCAGCCCGGGACCAGAAGCCCGCCUUGGAGGGCUCCACUCUGGGGGAGCCAGCGGCUGAUGCUGCGCUAGUUCACUGUUCUGAACACAGUUUACUGGAAAACAACAUCCAGAGACCAUGUCACACACAGGACCACCCCCUCGAUGGAGGAACUGCCCUAGGAGAGGACAACCUGUGGCUGGUAAAUUCUUACCAAUGAAAACAAUGUUGGGUCCCAGGUAUGACGACUCAGUUCCAGAGGAGAACAGGUUCCACCCAAGUAUGCUGUCCAACUAUCUUAAAAGUCUGAAGGUGAAGAUGGGUUUGCUUGUUGAUUUGACGAACACCACACGCUUUUAUGAUCGUGCAGAGAUUGAAAAAGAAGGGGUCAAAUAUGUGAAGCUUCAGUGCAAAGGUCAUGGGGAAUGUCCCACUGCAGAGACGACGGGGAUGUUCAUCAGGUUAUGUGAGCACUUCAUGCAAAAGAAUCCUACUGAACUCAUUGGUGUCCACUGUACCCACGGCUUCAAUCGGACAGGCUUUUUGAUCUGCGCCUACCUAGUGGAGAAAAUGGACUGGAGCAUUGAGGCAGCCGUGGCGGCGUUUGCCCAGGCCCGCUCUCCUGGCAUCUACAAAGGAGACUACCUGAAAGAGCUCUUUCGUCGAUAUGGUGACGUAGAUGACACGCCCGCUCCUCCCCAGCUCCCUGACUGGUGCUUUGAAGAUGACAAUGACGGUGAUGUUGAUGAUGACGGGAAUGUAAUUAGUCAGGAGUCUGGACCGAGCUCGUCAGGCUCCAACCCAGGCAAGAAGAAGAAAGAGAAACUAAAACUGGGGGCUGUAUUCCUGGAGGGUGUGUCGGUCAAAGGAGUGAAUCAGGUGACUACGCAGCCUAAGCUGGGACAGGUGCAGAGGAAAUGCCAGGAGUUCUGCGAGUGGCAAAAGUCUGGGUUCCCUGGCGCUCAGCCUGUGUCUAUGGACAGGCAGAACAUUCGUCUGAUGGAGCAGAAUGGCUACAAGGUUAGCUGGAAGGCAGAUGGAACACGGUAUAUGAUGUUAAUUGAUGGAAAAGACGAGGUGUACAUGAUCGACAGAGAUAAUUCUAUCUUCCACAUAUCCAACCUGGAGUUUCCCUUCAGAAAAGAUAUGAACGCCCACCUUACCAACACGCUGCUGGACGGGGAGAUGAUUAUCGACAAAGUGAAUGGACAGCCAAUCCCACGCUAUCUCAUCUACGACAUCAUUAAAAUUAAUGGCCAGCCGGUCGGUCAGUGUGACUUCAGCAGACGGCUUUUGUGCAUAGAGAAGGAAAUAAUCUUCCCUCGUUCAGAAAAAAUAAAGAUGGGACAGAUCGACAAAACGAAGGAGCCGUUCAGCGUGAGGAACAAACCAUUCUUCGACAUUAACGCAGCACGGAAGCUUCUGGAGGGCAGCUUCACCUCCCAGGUCAGUCAUGAAGUGGACGGCCUUAUCUUCCAGCCCAUCGGGAAGUACAGACCGGGCCGGUGUGAUGAUAUUCUGAAGUGGAAGCCUCCCAGUCUCAAUUCCGUGGAUUUCCGACUGAAGAUCUCUAAGGUUGGAGGAGAAGGGUUGAUCCCUCAGACUGUCGGGCUGCUGUAUGUGGGGAACUACGAUGUGCCCUUUGCACAGAUGAAGGUCUCAAAGGAGCUGAAGCAGUAUGAUAAUAAGAUCAUCGAGUGUACGUUCAAAAAUAACACCUGGGUGUUCAUGAGGCAGAGAGUAGACAAGAGCUUCCCCAACUCCUAUGAUACAGCAAUGGCUGUCUGCAACAGUAUCCAGUAUCCGGUCACUAAGGCAAACCUCCUGGAGUUCCUGGACCGCUGUGCCCAGUGCCAGACCCGAAAACACCCUUCAGACCUGGACACCCAGCUCAUGCCCCCUCCCCCUCCAAAGAGACCCAACCACGGCCUGCCAUAGCGCGGGAGAGGGACAGGUUUGAGGUUGAGCUUGUGUAGCAGAUUUUUUUUUUGUGUUUUUUUUUUUUUUUUUUUUGUGUUUUAUUUUUAUCGUUUUUUUAUUUGGAUCUCCAAAUCUCCGUCAUCGCUCAUCACCGAUGAUCACACGUAAGAGAAGCAGACCGUGGCAUUUGAGAGACAUUUGCAUCGUUACAUUUCACAGCUUUGCCCCUUUCCAAAACUCUCGAUUACCAGACAGCAGACAGCAGAUGCUGCGCUGCUUUGAAAUCGCUCUAAAACGUUUGUGUGGAGACCUUCUCUGAGCUCUCACUGCUAAGAGAAAGGCAUGGAUUAAAUAAUAAAUAAAUAAAUAAAUAAAUGGCUUACAAUGACAUCUGUUUACCUCAGUUUUCUUUAUUUAUUUCUCUUGCGUUCAGCCUUUUUGUGUUGUUGUCGCUUUGAACGUUUUUGGCUCCAAAAAAAAUCCAGCUUCCUGUUGUCAAGAGUUCCAAAGCUACUGUCUAUGCAGAUUUUUUUUUUCCCCUUGUUUGUUUGUGUGUAUUUGUUUUGUUUUCCACAGAGACCAGCAAUAAGAACUAGUUCAACCAACAGCUGCUCUGUUCUCACGGUACAGAACCAAGAGUGUCCGUGACCAGCGAACACCACCGCUGUGCACCGCUCUUACCUUUUUUCUUACCCGUCACUCGUGUUACAUCACGAGUCAGUCACAGAAGCAGACGUUUCCCUGAUAUGGAUUCAGCGUGCAGCAGGCUUUGGUACCUUGUUCCAGAAUCCAGCUCUAUAGUUAGCUGAGGUGACCUUUUCUUUCAGAUGUGAUUCUCAUCACGCCAUUGGCCCGUUCAUCCGAACGAGGAGGCCUCUUGAACUUCCUUCUCGAUUAGUGCAGUCGGAGGAUACGAGGGACCAGACUAUCCUGUCUCUUCUGAUUUAAAGACUCCCUGUUUGGCAUUCGCUUUAGAAAUGCCAGAAUCAGCAGUGAAACAGUCCCAGGUCUUCAACAAAAGAUGGAGGGAAAAAAAAGAAAAGAAACAAGUGCAAAAUCUCCUGACCUAUAAAAUCCUGUGUUACAUAUCAAGCUCAAUAAAGGGUCAAAUGGUAACAGUUCCAGACUGCAGUACUAUGAUAAGAUAAGAGUUUAUUAAUACACAAAGGGAAAUUAAAGACUACAGUGUGCUGUAAAUAUGCUGGAACCAAUGCUUUUCAUAACUGCUAUUUGAACAAUAGAGAAACUGAACAGUAGGACUGACCCACCCUGACUAAGGAUUAUCUAAGACUAAUCACUGCCGCCUCCCCCAAACAUAUUAUAUAUCGAAAUAUUCUUCAGUUGGAUUGUUAUUGCUAAAGAUAAAAUAAAACACACAAACAACUGUCAGGUGUCAGUUGCCAUCAGACUGUUGGUGAGCAUCAGUGGAUGUCACCUGUAGUUAUGUGCAUGGUUUGGCACCCUGGGGACUCUAGUCAGCCCUUGUCAGCACUGUUUUGUCAGCACUGAUUUUGUCUGCUCUGAAAAAUAAACCGUUUUUGGUUUCAUGAAGAAGCAUUUUUCUUUACAAAAACGGUUCUUUAUGUAUCCAAUGGAUUUUUAGCUGAUGGCGUUGCUGCUGAUGUGACCUUUUAUGACAGCUCACGUAACUAUUCAUAAACAUUCAUAAAGGCUUUUAAAUGAUGCCACUUAUUAAAGUGUCACUGUUAUGAAAUAGGAAGAAAGCAACUCAUUGGCAUCUUACAGAAAAUAGAAGGAUAAAGAGUUCAGCUGCUUUGCUGUUCUCAUUUUGGAAAAUAUAUUACAUACUGUUUCCCAACAAUUCCCAACUGUUUCCCAUUCCCAACAAUAAGACUAUUGUUAAAUUAUUGUUAUGUAAAACCAUAGAUGCACUAACUGUCUAAUAUACAGCUCUGGAAAAAAAAAUAAGAGAUCUCUUAAAAAUUUAGUUUUUUUGUUUUGUUUUGUUGUUUUUUUUUACCAAAUUGAAAACCUCUGGAAUUUAAUCAAGAGGAAGAUGGAUGAUCUCAAACCAUACUGAACUGCCUGAUGUUUUGCACCAGGAGUGGCAUAAAGUUAUCCAAAAGCAGUGUGUAAGACUGGUGGAGGAAAAGAUGCAUAAAAACUGUGAUUAAAAACCAGGGUUAUUCCACCAAAUAUUGAUUUCUGAACUCUGAAUAUCUAAAAUAAAUGCCUAAACUAGAUGACAGUAUUUUAUCUGGAAGUUGGGAGAAAUGUCCAUAGUUUAUAGAAUAAAACAAUAAAGUUCAUUUUACUCAAACAUUUACCUAUAAAUAGCAAACUCAGAAAAACUGAUUCAGUCUCUUAAUUGUUUCCAGAGCUGUAUAAAAUAUAACAUUUUAAUCAUGAUAUGUGAGCUAUUUGAGUCAAGGUUUAUUGAAAGGACUAUACAUAUUCACAUAGCUAUUAUAUCCAACAUGUACUAAGCUAGUAUUAGUUUUUAUUCUUUUAUAUUUCACACACUAGGUUAGCCUUAAAUGUGGCUUAAAAAUACAAAUAAAUUAAACAAGAACAAACUGAUUUUUACACAUUUUACAAGCUGUAUUUCAUAAAUAUGAAUCAGAAUAUGAAUCUGAUCUGAUGAUUAUUACGCUGGGCAGGAACAGUCCUACUGGUCAGGAUCUUAUGAUGGGCGUGGUUUUACAGGGCAGCAGUUGAGUAAUCUCUGUGUUGUUGUAUUUGUAGUAUGUUUUUUUUCAACUGUGUUUUGCUUGAAUCUGUGUUUGAUUGCAUCCGACCUCUGAACCUCUCCUCUGAUUUUUUUUGGACCUUUGAUAGAAGCCCCUGAGUAAAGAUCAGUGGCUCUGACAGCUUCUCCUUAUCCUGCAAAUUUUUUAUGCCUUUCCAUUUUUUUUUUCUUCGUUUGAACCAUUAAAGCAAUACAUGUCAAAAACCCUUCAA